AUGCCCAUGGCCAUCCAGCCUCCAUUUGCAGACAAGAUACACUUCCAGGAACAGAAGGCGCCAAGCCACAAGACGGUCUUCUCAGUGACCGCGAUUGAAACCCAGUCGACAAGCGAUGAAAUUCAACAGAAUGGGAAGACUGCGGCGUCGACCUGUACGAUUAUAGACCUAGCGGGCGACGCUGAGGCCGAGGCUGAGGCCGAGACUGCACAGGAGGAACAGCCUGACUUGAAUCUUGUGGGCUCCAAGCAAAGGGCACUGGUAAUCACACCCAGCCGGGCAUUUCAGAUCAUCCAUGACUUUCCAGUGCCGCGAGAACUGGCCCCCGGGGACGUCAUGAUUCGGAACAAGGCCGCAGGUCUCAACCAUAUCGACUGGAAAAGUGUCGAGUACAACUUCUGUCUCCCCGAGCUUCCUUGGAUUAUCGGACGUGAAAUGGCCGGUGUGGUCGAGCGAGUUGGAACAGAGGUCACCAACCUGAAGCCGGGGGACCAUGUGUGGACCAGUACAUAUUAUCGAGACCGUCGGGCGGGCUGCUUCCAGGAUCUCGUCGUGGUUCCGCACCACACGGUUUUCCUCAUUCCAUCCAAUUUGGAUUUUCAUGCCGCCGCCAUCCUCGGCGUAGCCGGACUGACGGCCGCCAUGACCUUGUGGAGAUGGCUUGGUGUCCCUAUGCAUCCGGACCCGGCCCCGGCCAUUGGCACAGGCACGAAUAGACAGAGGCCAGAGGUGUUACUCAUCUGGGGUGGCUCAACAGUGACCGGGCAAUUCGCCAUCCAGCUAGCCGCGCGAGUUGGGGUGGAGGUCAUCGCCGUCUGUUCUGGGGCGACGGCACCGACGGUAAGCUCGCUAGGGGCGACCCAUAUCGUGACCUACACAGGCAAGACGCAUGCGCAGGUCGUGAAUGAAAUUGUGUGCUUGGCCAGAAGACGGCUGACCAAGGCCAUUGACCUCGUGGGCUCCGUGACAGCGAAUCUGGUGCUGCAGGUCGUCGCAGCGUGCGACCACGACCAGCCGGUCGACUUUGCUCCUUUGGCGUACAUGUCGGGCCGAGAGGUGGUGCCAUCGAAUGUGAGGCUUCAUGUGGUGGAAAUGAAGCAGUUCGUGAUGGACAGCAGCUGCAGAGUAUAUGGAGCGCAGCUGAACCACCUGAUCGAGCAGGGAGCUAUCAAGCUUCCAGAGGUCUCGGUGCUACAAGGAGGCGUGGACGUGGUGGAGGAAGGAUUGCGACAGGUGAAGGAGGGAAAUCUUGCGGGAAGAAAGCUGGUGGUAUCUUGGUCUCCUUCAGACGGAUGA
Messenger RNA from Capronia epimyces CBS 606.96, 1296 nucleotides. RefSeq lists its product as uncharacterized. The coding region runs from base 1 to 1296 and encodes 431 amino acids. NCBI's taxonomy places the organism in Eukaryota, Fungi, Ascomycota, Eurotiomycetes, Chaetothyriales, Herpotrichiellaceae. The record is from RefSeq and is a predicted model, not a curated record. Gene Ontology annotation, molecular function: oxidoreductase activity, acting on NAD(P)H. The transcript is spliced from 2 exons.